Messenger RNA from Colletotrichum graminicola M1.001, 600 nucleotides. RefSeq names its product blastn match against entry EMBL. The record is from RefSeq and is a predicted model, not a curated record. The coding region runs from base 1 to 600 and encodes 199 amino acids. The transcript has 2 exons. Lineage: Eukaryota; Fungi; Ascomycota; Sordariomycetes; Glomerellales; Glomerellaceae.
AUGCCUCUCCAUCUGCUGGGCAAAAAGUCCUGGAAUGUUUACAAUGCAGACAACAUCGCCCGUGUCCGCCGAGAUGAGGCCGCCGCGAAGGCCAAAGAAGAGGCCGAGGAACAGCGCAUGCAAGAAAUUGAUGCAGAGCGCCGCCUAGCCAUCCUAAGAGGUGAAGAGCCACCGUCUCUGCCCCCAACAGAGACACUUGAAGAUGAGACACGGCCUCGGGACCGCGAUGCCGUGCCCAUCGGUAGAGAGAGGAAGAAGCGUAAGCGGGUGGGCGAGGACGACACGGAUUUUGAGUUACGUGUCGCGAAAGAACGCGCAGCUACGGUGCAGACUGCCACCCAAACGCUGCGCAAGUCGACGAGUUCUGCGCCCAUCGUCGACAACGCCGGCCACAUUGACCUCUUCGGUGAAGAACGCAAACAGGGCCGCCAUUUGAAGAAUGAAGAAGCCGAGAAGGAGGCCGCCAAGAAGAAGAAGGAACUAGAAGACCAAUACACCAUGCGGUUUUCGAACGCUGCAGGUAGGGACGGGCUAGUUGGUCCUUGGUAUGCAACUUCUGGGGCUAUAUCAGAACUCGAACCCCCGAGUAAGGAUGCAUAG